Drosophila kikkawai is the source of this 1783-nucleotide messenger RNA. NCBI's taxonomy places the organism in Eukaryota, Metazoa, Arthropoda, Insecta, Diptera, Drosophilidae. The record is from RefSeq and is a predicted model, not a curated record.
GCGCCAGCAGAGCAGUCAGCCAGCUUAGAGUUAAAGAUAGAGUUAGAAAAAAUAGUAAAAAAAAAACUGAGUUACAUUUGCCAACUACCGCCAAAAACUUUAAGUCCCGAACGAGUUUGCCCGGUGAAUGCGAAAAUUAAUCUUUUCCAAAUUCGAAACAAAGUUGUGGCGGCGAAUGGAAAAAUCGAAAUAGAAAUAACAACAACAAGUUGAAAAGUGUCAAUUCAAAAUUGUUGUCCCAUGAAUCGAAAGUGAUUGAUCGAUAACGAAAUCGAAGGACUUUGCAUAUCGAAAUCGAGUAUUGAAUCGAGAGCAGGAAAAUAAACUGAUAGGAGAUUACGAUAAAACAUAAAUCGAAACAAACGAUAACAACAAACCCUUAAACUGAAAUCGAAAUAAUCGAAGUAAUCAAAAGUGACGAAUUUCACUGAUAACCUUCAAAACAAACAAAUCUAAAAAUACACGCAAAGUAGCCCAAGUGAAGACACCACCAAAAUAAUAAUAAUAAUAAAACGAAAGAGAGGCCAAUUGAAUUUCGAUCAUCUCUCCCACUCACACCCACAACUACGCUCACCUGGUCAAAAAUGGAUGCGCCCAAGCAGAUGCAGGACUAUUGGCACAUUCCCCGCGCCUCGCUGGCCUCUUCCUCAAGCUCGGCCAUCAGUUCGGCCAGCUCCUCCAAGUCCUCGAACAAAUCGCACUCGAAUCCGCCCACUCUGAACCAACGCAGCCUGCCCAGCAACAGCAACAUCAUCAACAACAGUAGCAGCUCCUCGACAAGUGCUGCUGUGACGGCGGCAGCGGCGGCAGCAGUACUGGCAGCAGCCAAGAGGGGAUCGAGAAGUUCGCAGGGAUCGAGCGACAGCAACAACAGCACGCGGAGCGCCGCUUCCGGCUCACUGCUGCUGACGGCAGCGAAUCUGGAACGGUUCGCGGAGAUCCACAAGAAGCAGGAGCGUCACAACAAGAUGCUGAUCCAGCCCUCCAGCAAUCCAUCAUCGUCCAACUACAAUGCCAAUCUGGCGCUGGCUUCUAGCAACGGCAAGGAUGCAGUGAUUGCCAUCGAUGGCCAGCAGCAGGCAGGCGAGGCCGAGGCGGAUCCCAAUUUGCAGUACAUUAAAACCAAAGACCUGGACACCGUGUCCAUUGCCAGCUCCAUGCACUUCACAAUGGUCAAUGGUGAAGGCGGUCCGCCCAAGAAACCGAAGCGUGGCCUCUGCGAUCGUGGACGCCAGGUCACCGUCUUGAUUGUCAGCAUGAGCACCAUCUUCAUGCUGCUCAUCAUGGGCAUGGUCUAUGCGCUGGAGAGUAAGUUUCUCAAACUAAACCAAGUGCCUAGAACUUGAUUUUAAUUCUUAAAUCCUUUCUUUUUAGUGCGCGCCCGCGACAUGCCCAAGAGCUAGUGUUCAAUCCUGUCUGUCUAGCCCAAUUAGUUUAUUAUUUAUUGUAUUGUCUUUGUCCCCAAUUAUUAUUAUUAUUAUUAUUAAUAUUAUUAUUGUUAUCGUGUCGUCGUCUUGGCGCUAGUUGUGUAAGAUAUUUAUUAAACGAUUGUGUUUGGAUUGGAGGAGCAAGAGUCGAAGUCGGAGUCGAGUCAGACGAAGCUGAAGGGAAAUUUCGUUAGUAUUAAGCGCCCUAUGCUACGGAGACAGAGAAACAUACGAGGAACUAGUAGAUCUGUAUCUGGAUCUGGGAUCGGAUGAUAGUAAAUGCUGUAUUUUCUGGUUUACCAACUAAGUUAUUUAUCCCUGUGAUAUGUUUAAUAAAGUGAAUUUUCUACAUUGUA